AUGGCCGUCUUCCGCGCGAGCCUGCUCCUCUUUGCGCUGCUCGCCCUCGGCGGUGAUGCUGCCGUCACAGGCGGCGGGACAGCCAUAGCAGAUGCACAGGCCCAAGCAGCCGUCCAGACAGGUCUGAAUGGUCUCAGCGGAGGAGAUGCACAAGCUGCUGCACAAGCCAUCGCAAGCACUGACACCACGGGCGAGGCCCAGGCUUUUGCAAAGGCCACUGCCCAGGCUUACACACAGGCGGCGGACCCGGACGCAUUCGCGCAGACCUAUGCUCAGGCAUUUGCUCAGGCAGCCACAACCAACGUCAACGCUGCUGCCCUUGCCACCGCUCAGGCUGCAGCACAGGGCGGUGCAACGGCGGAUGCUUUCGCCAAGGCAUCUGCCAAGGCAUUCGCGGCUGGUGGGGCACAGGCCAGGGCAUUUGCCAAGGCAUAUGCAGCUGCGAUUGCCCAGUACGGCUGCGACCAGAUCAAGCCACUGCUCGCCAGAGGUGCACAGGCGCAGGCACAGGCAUCUGGUGGUGGAACCGGCUUUGCAGGCGCCUCAGCCUCAGCAGAGGCCCAGGCCAUCCAGCAGUGCUUGGGAGGGAGCAGCUCUCAGGCCACAGCCACUGCCAAGGCCGAGGCGACCAGCUUUGGAGGCUCAGCAAAUGCUGUUGCAAAGGCAGAAGCGACCUCCACCGCCGGCCGGAAGAUGCUCCGCGCUGCGCGUGCAGCCUGA
Coccomyxa subellipsoidea C-169 is the source of this 720-nucleotide messenger RNA. RefSeq lists its product as hypothetical. The record is from RefSeq and is a predicted model, not a curated record. The transcript is spliced from 9 exons. NCBI's taxonomy places the organism in Eukaryota, Viridiplantae, Chlorophyta, Trebouxiophyceae, Coccomyxaceae. The coding region runs from base 1 to 720 and encodes 239 amino acids.